AUGUUUGCUCAGCUCCUUCUUGUUUUGGCUUCACUCAGCCUGAUCCAUGACCUGUCACAUAUAAAAGCUAUUGGAAAAUCUGAGGGAACCCUCCCUUCGGACGUCGUCAUAGAGGCCAUCGUAUCUCUUGUACUGGCGACUAUGGGAGCGUCCAUGAGGACGCCGACGCUGAAGGAAAUAACGUGGGCGAGCGAGAUGAAGACAAGAACGGUGGAGGAGAUGGACACAAGGAUCGGCUUCGUACCGUGGGGUCAGACCACGGCAAAUCCAUGA
This is a messenger RNA of Punctularia strigosozonata HHB-11173 SS5, 273 nucleotides long. RefSeq lists its product as uncharacterized. The record is from RefSeq and is a predicted model, not a curated record. The coding region runs from base 1 to 273 and encodes 90 amino acids. Lineage: Eukaryota; Fungi; Basidiomycota; Agaricomycetes; Corticiales; Punctulariaceae. The transcript is spliced from 4 exons.